CCCUCGAGUCGGUUUUCUCCCCUUUGCCUGCAACGUACAGCGUCUACAAGUCCACGGCGCAAGACUUGAGCGCGCGAAAGCGGAUGCCAGGUUGAACGUCUUCAUAAUGUCCUAUUUCUCCCCCAGUCGCUGGCACAUGAACUCCGAGCCAGUAUGUGCUCUAUAUUAUCAUCUUCAGUCGAAUUAAGGGGGUUUCGGGUGUCAGAGUCAUGACCGGGUCGCGGUGAACGAAUGUGUUGAGGCAACCUACUCCAUAAUAUACAAAAAAUUGCCGAUGUCAUAAUGCUGGGGGCCGAGGAUCCCUGUCAAUUGGUACCUUCAUCCAUCAAUGAGCUCACAACUUCAGCAGAUGAAAGAAUUCAAUACUCAGCUCUUUCCAACACCCUCCAACAGAAAUAUUACCAUGUAAAAACUACCUUGAUUACUUAAUUGCACACUCACCCAAGAUGUCUAAACGACCCCAAAAAUUCAACCUCACAGGUCGAGUAAGUCUUCUAUAAUCUACCCCUCCCUCUACAAACAACAACCCUACUAACCACGAUCCCAGAAAGUCACAGCCCCGAUAGCAGCCUUCACAAUGGCCAUUCUUCUCUUUACGUACACACGAACCAGUAUCAAAGCUGCAAAACGCAACGCCCAAGCCCACCGCGAAGCCGACGGCGGCCAAAUAAACUGGCACAACGAAAGUCUCCGUCGCCACGGAAAACUGGAACCGCCCGUGGAACAAAAUACUGUCACGCAACUGGCGGGAAUCGCAAAGGAGAACACGAGUGGAAGAGGCGGAGGAGAGACGGAAGCAGAGAAGAUUAUUAGGGAAAAGGUCGCUGGGAAGGGGAAGGAUUGAAGAGAAGCGGAAGAUUUUAUGUGAAUACGGACAAUGUUCUUUACAAAAAGAGAUGUGAAAUGAGGGUCCUUGGUAUGGGGGAAUCAAGCAUGGCGUCUAGGCGUAACUUUGGCUCUGGAAAAUCUGGGUAUACAUACGGU
This is a messenger RNA of Hymenoscyphus albidus, 984 nucleotides long. NCBI's taxonomy places the organism in Eukaryota, Fungi, Ascomycota, Leotiomycetes, Helotiales, Helotiaceae. The record is from the annotation of a GenBank genome assembly.